UCGAUUCGACGAGUUCAGUGGACUUUUUACUCGGCGCUGGGAGAGGAGUGAUUAGAAAAUGUCGUCUGUGGAAUAUCGUCAGCGGGUGGACAGAAGGAUUGGACCCACCGGCUGCUCAUGAUCCCCACUCGAAUGGUGAGAGAUUGAUUUUUGUCAGAAAACGAAAGCAUUGAUCGCUUUGUGCGGCCUUCUUCAGAAAGAUUCGAUUCAUUUAGAAUUGAUUUUCUUUUGUCGGUAAAGAUCGUUCCGUGUUCCAAAUACUCGAGUUACUUUUAUGAAGGAUUUAGAAAUUUUGCAAAAUUGAUUCUUGUGAACGGUUCACAAUCUAAGAACUUCUACUUUAUAAAAUAUUCGAUACGUUGUUGGUCGUUGUCAAUGAAAGUCGUGCGAAAUUGAUUCUGUGGACGUUCUAUCUUCAAAGAAUUUUUGCCAAAUAUUUUCAUAAAAGAUUCGAUACAUUUAAAAUGAUUAAUUUUUGCCUGUAAAAAUGUUUUACAUUCCAAAUGCUUAAAUUAGCUGUUGACUUGUUCAAAAGAGUUAGUAAAUUUUGAAAAAUCAAUUUUUGUGAACAUUCCAAAAUUUAAUAACUGUCAACUGCUUCAAAAAAAAAAAAAAAUAUUGUACACUAUUUAAUAGGCUCCAAUAUCUCACUUUCUGGGAUGUAAAUUUGGUUUUUUUUUCUUUAAAGCAGAAAAAUAUUUAUUUCAAAGGCGUGUUCAAUUUUGGAAUAACGAUGCCACUGUAUUUAUGAUGGCAUGUCUGUAUUUGACAGUAGUUGAUAUUUUUUGAGACGUGGCAUUCGCAGAUUUAACUUCUCAAAAUUUUCUUCCUUUUGAAAAAAGAAAAAAAGGAUAAAUUCUUGCGCUCGAGAUAUUAUUUGACUAGUGCGUUCAAGAAGUCGGUUGUGUUCGAGUGUUAUUUGACUAACGAACUGAAAUAAAAAAAAAGCUUGUGCUCAAAAUUAUUUGGCUAGUGUUCUCAAAAAAUCGGUUGUGCUCGAGAUAUUGUUUGACUAGUGCAUUCAAGAAGUCGGUUGUGCUCAGGUGUUAUUUAACUAACGAACUGAAAUAAAAAAAAAGCUUGUGCUCAAAAUUAUUUGGCUAGUGUUCUCAAAAAAUCGGUUGUGCUCGAGAUAUUAUUUGACUAGUGUUUGUUCUCAAGAAAUCUGUUGUGCUCAGGUGUUAUUUGACUAACGAACUGAAAAAAAAAGCUUGUGCUCAAAAUUAUUUGGCUAGUGUUCUCAAAAAAUCGGUUGUGCUCGAGAUAUUAUUUGACUAGUGUUUGUUCUCAAGAAAUCUGUUGUGCUCAGGUGUUAUUUAACUAACGAACUGAAAAAAAAAGUGUGUGCUCUAAAUUAUUUGGCUAGUGUUCUCAAAAAAUCGGUUGUGCGCGAAAAACUGUUUUUCCAGAACCAAGACAAUAGUUGCCUAGUAGGUAAAACAAGAACUAAUUAAUGAAAAGAGUUUAACUAGUUUGAAAAAAAAAAAAGCUACUUUGUACUAAAAACGGAAUAGUUCUUUUUUAUUAUUUGUUACAGAAAGCUAUUGAUUCGUAUCUAAGUUAACAGGUAAGCUACUGGAUUGGUUUCAGACCAAGAAGUUAUUGAAUAACAACUAGCAAGCUAAUUUUAGUAAAAGUUGUUGAAAGGAAAUCGAUUAACUUGUGCCUGUUCAAGAAUUCAUAGAAAGCAGGACCAGUUGCUUUUGUCUGUUCAAGAAAUAGUCGAGGACUUUGUUUCAUUCUUAUUUUCUUGUUUCUGCGCCGAAUUUACUGAAAAGUUAUUGAAUUGUGUUUGUCCAAGAAGUUGCAGUAAGGAAUUAUUCAUUUAUACUCUCGGAGAAAUAGUUGAGCUGCAUCAACUGAAGAUCACUUCGUUGUUGUUGUUUGUCACUUGUUGCUUUACUUCAACAAGCUGCGUCCAAGAAAUAAUUGUGUUGCAUUGGCCGAAGAUAGCUUCGUUGUUGUUGUUCGUCACUUUUGCUUUACUUCAACAAGCUGCGUCCAAGAAAUAAUUGUGUUACAUCGGCCGAAGAUAGCUUCGUUGUUGUUGUUUGUUACUAAUAGCUUUUCUUCAACAAACUGUGUCUAAGGAAGAAUUAAACUGCAUCGACUGAAGAUCGCUUCGUUGUUGUUGUUUGUCACUUGUUGCUUUACUUCAACAAGAAAUAAUUGUUACAUCGGCCGAAGAUAGCUUCGUUGUUGUUGUUUGUUACUAAUAGCUUUUCUUCAACAAAUUGUGUCCAAGGAAGAGUUGAACUGCAUUGACUGAAGAGAGGUCUGCUGAAUCAUCCCAACGGGCGAUUUUAGUGUGACUUUCCGACUUUGCGUCCUAUGAUCUCCAGUUCGUCCUGAGCGAGGACGAGGUGGGCUGACCAUGGACGAGGUGGAAAAGUUGAACUUGUCGCUGAACGGGUGCGGCUACCUGGGCAUCUACCACGUGGGGGUGUGCGGCGCCAUCCGGAAACACAGGCCCGAGAUCCUGCGGCACAAGAUAUCCGGAGGAUCCGUAGGCGCCCUGGUCGCCUGCGCCUUCAUGUGCGAAGUACCGCUGGAGAUCUGCACCCGGUACGUGCUGGACGUGUCGGCGCGGGUGCGGGGCGGCAUCCUGGGCCCCAUGAGCCCGGACCUGGACGUGAUGCGCCUGCUGCACGACUACAUGGACAAGAUGCUGCCGGACGGGGCGGCCCGGAUGUGCGACGGACGGCUGCACGUCUCCGUCACCAGGUUCGAGGACGGGAAGAACGUCCUGCUGGACAGGUUCCGGAACAGGCAGGAGCUCCUGCAGGCGUUGAUGUGCAGCUGCUUCAUUCCAGUGUACUGCGGCUACGAACCUCCCGUAUUCAACGGAGUGGCUUACGUGGACGCCGCCCUGAGCAACAACUCUCCCUGCUUGGACGAGUGGACGGUGACGGUGGCGCCCUUCUCGGGGAACUCGGACAUCUGCCCCGACAACGAUGGCCACCACACGCCUAAGGCUUUCACCCUCUCCAGGACGAGCAUCGGGCUGACGGCACAGAAUGCGUACAUGAUGUUUCGGGUACUGUUCCCGGGUACUCCCGACCUGCAGAAGGGGUUCUGCCACCGGGGAUACAACGACGGACUGCGCUUUCUCAGGGACAGAGGCCUCUACCCUUGUUCCGAAUGCGGAGGUAGCACGAAUCACUCUACGUGUGCCCCUCCGAAUGUGCUCCUGCCCCCGGAAAUGGACCAAGAGAUCGAGUCGGCCAUCGGCGACUUCCGGCAGCGCCUGGGCUACCGCCUGUUCCAGUACCGCUCCAUGAAGGUGCUCUACUACGUCAACAUGCCCAGCAUCGUGACGGCCAAGGUGGCCUACGUCUUCAUCUCGGCGAUCCUCCAGAAAGUGCAGAACAAGGCGGGCCUCCACAUGGACGACCUCUGGGUGCAGUUCCUGCAAGUUCUGAAGGAGGGACUCUACCGCCCCAACGACAAGAGAAAGUCUUCGAAGGCUGUCGAGCAUUCCGAAAAGGAGGCCAAAGAAGCGCCAGACGCCGCCAAGACAGCCGAUUCGAACGCCAAAGUGAACGCCAAAACGUUCGGCAAGGCGUGCCAACUGGACCUGGAGGAGUUCGCCGAGCAGAGCGAGAUGAAGGACACCUACAUAUGCUGAGCUUUUGUGCUCCCUAGCGUCGUCCCGAGCAACUACGCAACAUCCGAGCUCUCCGCCAUUUUGGUUCCCAGGGACUGCGAAUACGUUCGAGCCCCGUGAUCAUUCUCAGCGCCGAAUGCAAUCAAACUCUUUUACGAAGAGCACGGAUUUGGCAAGCUCCCGGUUUUACGAAGCAAUAAAGCGACUCUACGUCCUGAGCUCCACGUACGCAACGUGCGAACAAUCCGCCAUUUUGGUUAAAUUCCUAGUUCAGUUUCGCAACGAUGAGAGCCCAGGUGCCUCCGUCUAGCGGAGAAACUGUGUGUGAUCAUUCUCGUGGUAGUGGUAUCCGCCGAUUGUGGAGCCACAUGAUAAGAAAAAUGGAUGUUAUACCGUGGGAUCGCUCUUAGGUCUGCGAAAGGUAAAGCCUCCAACGCAACCCGAUUAAAAAGAAAAAAAAAAGUAAC
Uloborus diversus is the source of this 4074-nucleotide messenger RNA. Its product is annotated as patanin-like phospholipase domain-containing protein atgl-1. NCBI's taxonomy places the organism in Eukaryota, Metazoa, Arthropoda, Arachnida, Araneae, Uloboridae. The transcript is spliced from 9 exons. Gene Ontology annotation, cellular component: membrane; cytoplasm; lipid droplet. Bases 2375 to 3628 code for a protein of 417 amino acids. Gene Ontology annotation, molecular function: triacylglycerol lipase activity. Gene Ontology annotation, biological process: triglyceride catabolic process; lipid homeostasis. The record is from RefSeq and is a predicted model, not a curated record.